This is a messenger RNA of Austrofundulus limnaeus, 4364 nucleotides long. Its product is annotated as FERM, RhoGEF and pleckstrin domain-containing protein 1. The record is from RefSeq and is a predicted model, not a curated record. Lineage: Eukaryota; Metazoa; Chordata; Actinopteri; Cyprinodontiformes; Rivulidae. Gene Ontology annotation, cellular component: cytoskeleton. Gene Ontology annotation, molecular function: guanyl-nucleotide exchange factor activity; cytoskeletal protein binding.
CAGCUGCACCUCCUUCAUUGUCGGAGUGAACCAACGGGAGACGCUCCUCGGCUCGGUUCUGCGUAAUAAUCCCGUCUCCCCGCGGCAGCUCGCUCAGUCGUCCGCCAUGGCGACCGCAGGAAGCCCGGUCCUGUCCGCCGAGAGCCGCGUCUGAAACUCAGCAGGGUUUCUUUCAUUACCUCUCUGACGCCUGGACGUGGAUGUAAAAAGAAAGAAAGAAAGAAUCUCCAUUCAACACUUUGCUGUGGAUAAGUCCGCAUUUUACUGGAGCGCAGCAGCAGAGGGCGCGRGCUCGGCAGUGAACGGUGCAGCGAACCAUGGCAGAGCCAGACCAAGAGCCAACGUCCUCCGGAGCGGGCCAGCGGCUCGGAGCCCCGGAGACCCUUGGCAUCAGCACGUUGGACCCCACGCACCGGCCUCCAGCCAUGCCGUCCGGACGGCACGUCACCGUAAGGGUCCGCAUGCUGGACGACACCGAGGAGCUUUUUGACGUCUCGCAAAAAGCCUCAGGCAAGGUGCUAUUUGACUUGGUGUGCUCCCACAUGAAUCUUAUUGAAGGUGAUUACUUCGGCUUGGAGUUUCAAAACCAUCAAAAGAUGAUGGUGUGGUUGGACCACAUCAAACCACUUAUCAAGCAGCUCAAACGACCAAAACACACAAUCCUGAGGUUCAGUGUGAAGUUUUUUCCCCCAGACCACGCUCAGCUGCUGGAGGAGCUGACGAGAUACCUGUUUGCCCUCCAGAUAAGACAGGAUCUUUCCUGUGCACGCCUCACCUGCAACGACACCAGCGCAGCCCUGAUGGUUUCCCACAUCAUUCAGUCCGAGAUCGGAGAUUUUGAGGAGAGCCACUGCCGGUCCCAUCUCCUCAACAACAACUACAUUCCAGACCAGAUGCCCCUGAUUGACAAGAUCAUGGAGUUUCACUCGAAGCAUAUAGGUCAGUCACCAGCAGAAUCAGAUUUUCAGUUACUAGAAGUGGCUCGGAAGCUGGAGAUGUACGGGAUUCGGCUCCACCCUGCCAAGGAUCGUGAAGGCACGAGUUUAAGUCUGGCYGUGGCUCACACAGGGGUCCUGGUCCUACAGGGACAUACAAGGAUCAAUGCCUUCAACUGGUGUAAAAUUCGCAAACUGAGCUUUAAGAGGAAACGUUUCCUCAUCAAGCUGAGGCCGGAUGUAAAUAGCUCAUAUCAGGACACUUUAGAGUUUCUGAUGGCCAACAGGGACUGCUGUAAAGUCUUCUGGAAGAUCUGUGUUGAGCAUCACGCCUUCUUCCGCCUUUUUGAAGAACCUAAACCCAAACCCAAACCAGUGCUGUUCACACGAGGCUCCUCCUUCAGAUUUAGCGGUCGCACUCAGAAGCAGGUGAUUGAUUACGUGAGGGAGUCCGAGUUCAAGAAGAUCCCGUUUGAAAGGAAACACAGUCGGGUCCAGUACAACACUCGAGUUCAGCACAACAGUCGCCUGUCGCCGUUGCCUUCUCCACACCACCAUGAAGUGCCAACAGAAAGUGGUGCUCCCGGGGACAGACUCAACUCUCCUCCUCGCCGUCAUUGGAAGGAGUCRGUGCUGGUGAGUGCAGAAGGCCCGUCUGCUUCGCGGACAUCGAGGACGAGCCCUUCCCACCAGAGAAACGGUCACGAGGACAGAAAAGGAUCCAUGUCCAAUACAGAGGAGACGAGAGGCUCAACCCGACAGACUCACCAAGAUCACCUGAGCCAAGAUGUUGAGUCCAACAGUCCUCGCCUGUCUGGCUCCUCCGGACACCCCCACGGGAUGGUGAAYGGUCAGAAGUCCCUGGACCUGUGCAGCCAAGGCUUCGAUGGCCGACAGCCUUCCCCGCUCACCAGCCCGCUGCUCAACGACGCCUGCAGUGUUCGCACCGAUGAUGAAGAUGAGGUCCGGAGGAAGAGGUUUCCCACAGACCGAGCCUACUUCAUCGCCAAAGAGUUGCUGACCACAGAGAGGACGUAUGUGAAGGAYCUGGAGGUGGUGACUGUGUCUUUCCAGAGGGUUGUGGGACAAGACGAAGCGACUCCGGACUCUCUGAAGGACGCGGUCCUCUCCACCUUUGAGCCGCUGCACAUGUUCCACACGGGUUUCCUCAGGGAGGUGGAGCAGAGGCUGGCCCUGUGGGAGGGACGCUCUAACGCACACAUUAAAGGAGACUACCAGCGUAUCGGGGACGUCAUGCUGAAGAACCUCCAAGCCUUGAAGCCUCUGACAGCCAACCUGCACAAGCAGUCCGACAUCCUGCUGGAGCUGGAAAAGGCCUGCAUGGCGUCCUGCAGGUUGGAGAGUCUGUGCAGAGACUUCGAGCUGCAGAAGGUCUGCUACGUCCCCCUGAACGUCUUCAUCCUGCGGCCCCUUCACCGCCUCGUCCACUACAAGCUGAUCCUGGAGCGCCUGUGCAAACACUACCCGGCCACCCACGUGGACUUCAGGGACUGCAGAGCUGCUCUGGCAGAUGUGACCGAGGUGGUGGAUCAGCUCCAGGGGAGUCUGGUGAAAAUGGAGAACUUCCAGAAACUUCUGGAGCUGAAGAAGGAUUUGCUCGGUGUUGACAAUCUCGUUGUUCCUGGUCGCGAGUUCAUCAGGUUAGGCUGCCUUAACAAAUUAUCUGGAAAAGGCCUUCAGCAACGAAUGUUUUUCCUGUUCAAUGACGUCAUUUUGUACUCGAGUCGAGGGAUGACGCCGACCAAUCAGUUCAAAGUGCACGGGCAGCUGCCGCUCUGUGGGAUGACAAUCAGAGAGAGUGAGGAUGAGUGGGGUGUUCCUCACGCCUUCACACUGGUUGGACAGGGCCAGUCGGUGGUGGUUGCAGCCAGUUCUUUAUCAGAGAUGGAGAAAUGGAUGGAAGACAUCAAGAUGGGCAUAGAAAUGGCAAAAACCAGCAACGGGCCUUCGUCUGAGCUGCUGACCAGCAACCUGACAGACAGCAAAUGCUCAGAAGACUCCUCGGCCGAGGCAGAGUCCGAGGACGACACGCYGCCUCCGAACGCCUUGCCGGAGAAGCCCUCCCCUCCCCGUGGUAACACCAUGGUGCACGUGUGCUGGCACAGGAACACCAGCGUGUCCAUGGUGGACUUUAGCAUAGCUGUGGAGGAUGAUUAUCCAUUAGCCAGCCUCCCUCUGCUGGGUUACUCCGUCACGAUCCCCUCCGAGAAGGAAAACAUCCACAAGGACUACGUCUUCAAACUGCAUUUCAAGUCCCACGUGUACUACUUCAGAUCGGAGAGCGAAUACUCGUUUGAAAGGUGGAUGGAGGUCAUCCGCAGCGCUACGCUCCCCUCGAGUCAUUCCCGUGUCCUGAACAGCAAAGACCCUCACUGAGUUGUCACUUUUUUCAUUACAUCUCCUUAUGGGUGGAAUCUGCCCGUCCCCAUCUUCUUCCCUCAGACUUCCUUUUUUUUUCUACUCACAUCUGGGACAUUUGUCCAUGUGUCUGUGCACAGUUGGUGCUUUUUUUAAUGCUUUAAUGGUGACACGUCCGCUGGUUUAGACUGCAUCAGAAACUCGCAUUUUUACUCUCAACUCAGAAACCUCUUUUUACGGAUGUUAUUUUAUACAGUUUUCUAACAACCUGGACCACUUCCUGUCUGUCUUUGUCUGCUUUUACAUUUUGUCACUGGCUGUCUUUACAGCAGGAACGCGCUGAUAUAGAUCCUUUCUUAGACACGUAAAUUCUCACUUUUUUUUGUUGUUGUUUUGGUUUUACUGAACUUUAUUAAUUUAACAGAAAACAGCUAAAAACAAAUACAUCCAGCAACUUUGGUGCCAAAUCAGUUUAUAGCAUUGUUUGGGAUUUUUUAAGGUUAUUUUUGUUACAACGGGGAGUGGGAUGAUUAGAUUUUAAAUUACCGUAAACAGACCCCCCCACUUACCUGUAAAAACUUGGUUCAUGACUGGUUCUGCACAAAAUGAUCUUGUAAAAAGUUUAAAAAAAGAAAACAUGAAAAUAUUUUACUACCAGAGGUAGCUGCCAUCACUAAUGCUGUUUUAAGAAAGUAAAACUAUUUGCUAUCACUGUUUAAUAAACACUCGUUUUUUUAAAUCAGAUGUCACCAUUCUGCUGUAUGAGACAUGAUUAUGAAGGAAUGCAUAACUGAAAGCUUUAAAGAUUGUKUGUGAAUUAAAAUGGAAACUUUCAGUUCCAAACAUGGUUUCACCUCACUGAACUAAGCUGCCACUUGUUUUUUUAUGGGUCUGAAUGAACGGAAAUGAGCUUUUGACAGUUUUGCAGUGAAGUUAUUAUGAGAAAGGAAAACCUCAGCUCUGCUUGGAAUAGCAGUGUUUUUUUUUUCUAGAUAACGAGAAAGCUUUUUUGGAAAUGAAAGCAAUAAAAAAAACUUUAUUCAAAUUCAA